AAUAAAGUUGCGGGCGGGGGCCAGGCGGGUCCAGCGGGAGCCGAGACGAGCGAGGCCAGGCCGGGCUGAGUCAAGCCAUGGCCUCGGAGGAGCUGGCGCAGAAGCUGCAGCGGCGGCUGCUGCUAGAGGAGAGCGGGGAGGGGGGGACGGUGGGGUCCGAGGGGACGGUGGGGGCCGAGGGAGAACCGAAUUCGGAUCCGGAUCGGAGCUGCCUGACGGCCCGGGCGGGCGCGGAGCUGAGCGCCAAGCUGUGUCGGCGGCAGGACAUCAACGAGGGGGCGGCGCAGCCCCGCAGGGCCGCCGUCUUCAAUCCCUACACCGAGUUUAAGGAGUUCAGCCGCCGGCAGAUCAAGGACAUGGAGCGCAUGUUCCGCCUGUAUGACUCAGGACAGGAUGGGUACAUUGACCUGAUGGAGCUGAAGCUGAUGAUGGAAAAGCUGGGAGCCCCACAGACCCACCUGGGGCUGAAGAACAUGAUCAAGGAGGUGGAUGAAGACUUUGAUGGGAAGCUCAGCUUCCGUGAGUUCUUGCUGAUUUUCCAUAAAGCUGCAGCUGGGGAACUUGAGGAAGAUAGCGGCCUGUUGACUCUUGCGAAGCUCUCGGAGAUAGAUGUCUCCAUCGAGGGAGUCAAAGGAGCCAAGAACUUCUUUGAAGCUAAGGUUCAAGCCCUCUCUUCAGCGAGUAAAUUUGAAGCAGAGAUAAAAGCUGAGCAGGAUGAGCGAAAGCGGGAAGAAGAGGAAAGGAAAAACCGCCGAGCAGCUUUCAGGGAGUUAAAAUCUGCAUUUACUCAGUAACCAACCAGCCAAUAUGCACUCUGAGAUUGCACAUGACUUGGUACGUUUCCCUGAUCAGGGCUCUACUUGGAGAGAACUGCCUGGAUCCUGCCUAAAACUUGUUACAGCUUUGCUAGCCUUCCUCUCCUGAAGAUCCUCCUGAGUUUCUAAGGGCACAACUCUUGCAGUUACUAUGCAUUCAUAACGAUGUGAAUCGUAAGAGCUGUAUACGUGCUGUUUGCUCUGAACUGUCAGGAGCACAUCACCCUGAAGCAGAAACAGCAGGUAGCAAAUAACGGUGAGCACUGACAAGUGUUGUGUUUGCUGACUUCAUUCUUCCCUUCUUUCCUAGACAUCCUUUUUCUCUUAACUCCUUAUUCAUUCAUUUCUUGUGUACAGGCAAGUAGUGAGGUCUUGUGUAAAUCGGUGUACAAAGUACAGCUCUUGGGUGCUGUCAUGCAUCCUUGACUAUCCCUUUUCUUUGUCCUCAAAGCUCCGUGCCAUGGGCAUUGUGAAAACACUGUGAAGAGAGAUACUUACUAGGGACAUGGAUCCAAUUAAUUACAAUUUCCUGUAGCAUUUUCUGCCACCCAGCAUGUGGAGAGUCUUCCAUUUUUUUCUUCUCUGAAGUGCCAUAGUAAUAAACCUUUCAGUAAGAGGUGAGACUUCCCAAGACUUCAAAGGGAGGAAGCUGUCUCUCUUAAACAAGGAAUAGAAAAUCAAGUUGCCUGACCAUGUAUCUUCUUUCACAUUCCAUUUAGUGUACUGUACGGCUUCAUUGUAUUUUCCAGCCUUAGGCAACUGUAUCUGUUUUUAAGGGAUAUUGCCAGCUGGACGAUGCAAUCAGAUGGCACACUGGGGUUUUCUAUUUGGAAAUUUGUUCAUAUACUGAAUCAUGAAGGUAACAUUGUUUGACUUUAUUAGAGCCACAACAGAUAACACCAGCCCAGCAUACCAAGCAAUCCCUGCUCAAGAAGGGAAGAGCAGUGAGGUGAGCAUGUUUAGCUGAACUGACUUCAGAGGGCUUGCACUAUAUUAUUAGCCAUUUUCUUUCACAAACACGGCAAACUUGCCCACAAAUGUUAAAAUACCCACUGCUUCUCUGGAUAUAUAUGCUGUAGGUCAUGGUAGGGGAGCUGUUUUCCCUCAGAGACCUCUCUUGAACUAUGGAUUUGCUCAAAUUCUGCCUCUGCUAUUUGCCCCAGUUUGUGUAUUUUCCCAGAAUGAAACUCAACAGUCAUCUUUUCACUUGUCUGUUUUGCUUCUUAAACUGUGAGCACUAAACUGUGAGCGUGGAAUAAUAAAUAGAAAAACCUCUGCUCUUUGUCAGGUGAAAGAAUUGCUAUACAAUUAAACUGUGUAUAUAUAUCUUCACAGAUUAUAUUUUAUAAAUCACGCUUUUUUAGCUAAAUAUUUAUAAUUAAAUGUUUUUAUACUUUACAACAAAGCAGAUAAUUUCAUCUUGUUAUUUCUCCUGUUGCUGAAAUGUACAAAUAAAGCAUUGUUAUCUCUG
Messenger RNA from Phalacrocorax carbo (great cormorant), 2286 nucleotides. NCBI's taxonomy places the organism in Eukaryota, Metazoa, Chordata, Aves, Suliformes, Phalacrocoracidae. The record is from RefSeq and is a predicted model, not a curated record.